UCACCUAUUUAUUCCGUAUCUUUGAUUUCAUCUCGAUCGGAUCCACGCUCUGUGGAGGACGUACAUGGAAAAACAUUUAUUUUAAAUGUCCGGGAGAUGUAGAACAACGCAAUAUUUUAUGAAAUAAGGUAAGUGUUAUUUAUUUUAAAGGGAAAAGGAGUGAAUCCAUUAUUUCCGAAGGUUUAGAAUCUAGCCAAUAAAUAUAGAAUGGUUAUCUUCUGGUUACAUUUUUGACAUGGAUAAGCGCCAGGACAGGAGUAAGCAAAUGGUCACAUUGUUUGUACUUUUCUUUUGCUGCAGUCAAGUUACAGUUUUAGCCGCCAAUGAAUAUUGCCAUGACGUCGGCAAUGACGGGGAGCCCGUCUUCAUUAGUCCCCCAGGUUCCGGAGCCACGGUGUCUGUCAGGGAAGACGCUCCCCCGGGGUUUGUGGUGUACACGGUGAACGCCACAGAUACGGAGUAUUACGAACUUGAUACAGUCAUUCCUGAGUUUGGACUCAGUGGAAACCAGAUCCUAGUUACCGGAAAUCUAGAUUAUGAAGCCACGAAAACGUACAUUUUAUAUAUUAGUGCAUACGAAUGUGUGUAUGCUCGUCCAGUGAAGAAUAAUAUCACGAUCAACAUUGAGCCUGUUAAUGAAUUCUUCCCAAGAUUCACCAGGGAGGUUCUAUAUAAGGAUAUCAACGAAAACGAGGUGCAAGAUUAUGACGUGACGGACCUUACUGAUCUCAUAUGUACUGAUCUGGAUCAAGGUCCCAACCCGGGGUGUUCUCUAACCAUUCAAGGUGGCGACGAUCCCAUCCAAAAGUUUAAACUUUACGGAAGCCGAAUCCAGACAACGAACGCUGCAGUUGACUAUGAGUUGUUAUCAGGGCAGGAUUUCUUAUAUUCACUUACUGUGAUCGGUGUGGAUAAUCCCAAAACAGAUUCCAGUAAGACUGGAACUGCUAGGGUGUUUGUAGACAUCAACCCCAUAAAUGAUAACGGUCCUACAUUCCUCGCUCCAAGUUAUUAUGCACAGAUACCGGAGAAUGCCGUAGCGGGUACGUGGGUUUUAAACUCAUCUGCUGACGACAAUGAUCUCGGCCUCCACGGGACCCUGACAUUCACCAUUACAGCUGGAAAUGAGGACAACAAAUUUUACAUAAACCCAAAAUCAGGUGAAAUAUCCACACUAGCCCCCCUUGAUUUUGAAUCUAAAUCAACUUACCAGCUCACGAUCAGAGUCACUGAUGGAGGUGGAAGAUAUCACCAAGUUAUAGCCACUAUUUACGUCAUUAACGUGAAUGACAUCACUCCAGAGUGUUCAGCGAAUCAGAACGUUGUCGAAGUAGACGAAUCCACUCUCCCUGGGAAAAUUCUUAUGAUGUUAACCUGCACUGAUUUGGACGGAGCAACCUCCUUGACAUAUAACCUGCAAGAUGACCUAGAUGGAACAUUUUCUCUCAAUCCAUCAGGAGUAAUUACCUUGGUAAAAGGACUGGACUACGACCUUGGUAUAAGAUCAUAUCGUCUGACAGUUAUUGUGUCUGAUGGUCUUAACAAUCUACCAGUUCAGAGACAUGUCAUUGUAAAACCUAAUAAUGAAUUCGCACCGGAAGUUCCACCUGCCACCACGAUCCAAGUCGCUGAAAACGAGGUCAUCGGAAGUGUGUUGUAUACUGUCACAGCAACAGACGCAGACGUCUCUCGAAAUAAUCUGAACCCUUUCUCAUUCUUUAUCACAGGUGUCAACAAUAACGGCGGGGACCUAUUUUGGAUUGACUCAAAUAAUGGUAAUAUUGUGUUAGUGAGGAAUCUAGACUUUGAAAAUGAACAGAGAUACAUCAUAAAUUAUGUUGUUGAAGACGAUGGAAAUCGAAGAAGUACAAGCACAUUGACAGUAUCGGUGCUGAAUGUUAACGACAACAUACCUAAAUGCACGCCUGAUGCCAUCAAUAUUAACAUUCAUGAAAAUACAGUCACAUCCGUCUCUUCUCUGUACGAAUUACUUUGUACUGACGACGACAGGGAUUCUCUUCAAUAUGACGUCAUUUAUCGGCGACCUAAUGAGGCUGUAUUUGACGUCACUUCCUCGGGAAAACUUUUGCUUGACAAAGCAUUGGACUUUGAGACAAGAGACUUUUAUGAGAUUAAAAUCGGCGUGACUGACGGUCUGUCUACCGCUACAGUCAGCAUUGCAGUGAACGUCCAGGAUGUCAACGAAGGUGCCCCGGAGUUCACUAGUUCAGGUAUAUAUAACGGUACUCUACCUGAGAAUUCACAGAAGGGUGCAUUCAUCGCCCAGGUGUCGGCUACAGACGUGGACAUCAGUGUUAUUACCUUUACAUUCAGAGACAAUUAUCAGAAUUUUAUAUUGGACCCGUACAGAGGGGAGAUUUUCCUGAAGGGUCUGUUAGACAGGGAGAUGACUCCAUUGUACACGUUAUUAGUCCUGGCUUCAGAUGGAACGCUUACAUCCACCGCUACCGUAUAUGUCAACGUAGAAGACGUGAACGAACCCCCCAAAUUUGUUAGAAAUGCUUACAGGUUUACAAACGAUGAAGGUUCUCCAAAAUCCACCACAGUUGGACAGGUGUCUGCAAAUGACAUUGAUAAAGAGGGUAAAUAUAGCCAGAUAAGAUACGCCAUAGAAUCUGGAAACAUCCAUUCCCAUUUCACCAUUGACUCCAACGAUGGAAUGAUAUCCGUAGCAGAACCUACAGACUUUGAGGAGACUUCUGUGAUUGAACUCGUUGUUUCCGUGACAGACAUGGGUGAUCCUCCUUUAUCUGACAAGUGUACAGUAACCGUUACCAUUGUGGAUGUGAACGACAAUCCCCCUACAUUUCAGGUGUCUUCCCGGUCCAUCUCUGUGUCGGAAUCAGCUGCAAAAGGGACACUGUUAACACAGAUAUCAGCCACAGACUCAGACUCUCCACUUAACAACAAUAACAGGUUCUCUUUCAGUCAAUUGUCUGUCACGCCUUUUCGUGUACAUUCAUCUACCGGAAUUGUAACUGUUGAGGGAGCCCUUGAUCGUGAGACAGAAGACAGAUAUAAAAUGGAAAUCCUUGCUACUGAUGCUGGAAGUCCAUCGCAAACAGCAACCUUAAUUCUGAAUGUACACGUUGAAGAUAUCAACGAUAAUACCCCCAGGAUAGUUGGCAAUUAUGACACAAUUGUAUCAGAAGAUACACCUGUACAACACGUCGUGUACAAGGUAACUGCAGAAGAUGAAGACUUGGGAGAGUACAGUCGACUCCUAUACUCCAUUGAAUCCGGAAAUUAUAAUUCUCACUUCAAAAUAGAACCAUACAGCGGCUUCCUGCAGGUGGCAUCAAAACUUGACCGUGAAACAAGGUCCCUCUAUCAUUUGGUUAUACAAGUAUCAGACCACGGAUUGCCACCCAAAUAUUCCACAUCAACUGCCACAAUCACAAUAUCAGAUAUAAAUGACAAUUCACCAACUUUUACAAAGGCCUCACAAGAAUACUUUGUAGAUGAGAACGUUCCUUUCUAUACAAGAAUCGGACGAUUGGAAGCCGAAGACAAGGAUGAGGGAAUAAAUGCACAGUUGACAUUCCAAAUCAGCGCCUUUUUACAAGGAACAUCCGGAAGUUUCCUUAUCAACGAAACAUCCGGAGAACUGUUUACAAACAUGGCACUGGAUCGUGAAGCAGAAUCUUUCUACCAGCUCAAAAUUUCAGUUUUAGACGGCGGAAACCCAGCUCUAUCAUCUGAAUUUACGAUUAAUAUAUACGUUAAUGAUUUAAAUGAUAAUUACCCAAUUUUCCGUAAUACCUUUUACUCCAAAACUAUUUCCGAAUCUACAGCAGUUGGAACAAAAAUUGUGACGACAGCUGCAGUCGAUGUUGAUCUCGGUUUCUUUUCAGAACUUACGUACGAGCUAGACCUGAGUUCUCCUGAAGGUCUCGAAGCUGACUUUUACUUUCUUGUUCAUCCCAUAUUUGGAGACGUAAUUCUAAAACGCUCGCUUGACUUUGAAACCCACGAUGUCUUAUCAAUGAUAGUCGUGGCAAUGGAUGGAGAUUCACCACCGAAAACAGCAACAGCGAAUGUCACGAUUUACAUCACUGAUGUCAAUGACAAUGCUCCAGAAUUUUCCCCGAUUUUCUACAACACAGAAGCCCCGGUUUCUGAGACCUGUGAUUUUGUUCUUGCGAGAUUAAGGGCUACGGAUAAAGAUGAAACAAACAAUGCAGAACUCUUCUAUGUUUUGGACCCUGCAUAUGAACAAUCCCCAUUUACUGUAAACACAGAUACAGGAGAAGUCAGGGCCAGAAACGAUCUCAACAGCUCUCAGUACAUCAUCAGAAUUAAUGCCCAAGAUAACGGUGAUCCAAGACUGACGUCACUAGUGAGUGCUACAGUUAGGAUAGACACUUUUCAACCGAAAGUUAACGUCUUUACUUUUACGUUACUUCUCAACAAAGACGAAUAUCUGAAACAAGAGGCUGAUUUCCUGUUAGAGGUUAUGCUGUCAAUAAAAUCUACCUACCCAACACCCUAUGUAAGGCGAUGGUGCCUAUAUGAUAUGAAAACAAAUUUGCGGAUUAAUAAGGACAAAUGGGGUAAAUUUUCUGUGAAGGCCAUAGAUGAGUAUUUUGUACCUGACAAAAUGAUAGAAGACACGAAAGUGAUACCUGUUACUAAAUCCAAAAGUAGCAACGUCAACCCACUAGCAAUUGCCUUACCCCUUCUAUUUUUAGCAUUAAUUGCGGCGGCUGUUCUAUUUUUAGUUGCAUGGAAGGGUAAAUGGUGUAGACAAAGAGACAAAAAGAAAAAGGAAAAUAAGAAUUCUGAAAUGACACCUUCUUCACCAAACACACCACGUAUUGUUUCACCAACUGGAAUCAAAAUCAAUCCUGAAAAUGUUGGUAAGAGUGAUGGAAGUGGUCCGUUAAUUAACCUUCCCGCAGGAGAAAAUGCUGCUUUUGUUAACACUGAGGAAAGUUACAAUGAAGAUCAAUCCCCUGCACCACAGUCAUUGUCUGGACAUUACGACAAAACAGGAGUUGAUCCAGUAACUGGCUGGGUCUAUGUUGAGAGUUCAAAAACCAAAGAACGACGAUGGAUAAAAUUCCCGGACAAAGACCCGCUCUUCAAGAAUCUCCAAUCCUCUCACUUAUAAAUAAACGGAUUAUUGGAAUGAUGCACAAGUGCCAUGCUUAUAAAUGAUUAUUUAUACACAGUUUAUGUACACAUACAUGCAGAAUGAGAUGAAGAUCAAUGACGAUUUGAAUUCUAGGAGAAAUCUAGCUUUGAAGGACAAUGUUACAAAGCGCUUUUUUGUCUAAAAAAUAAAAAAGGCUAGUAAAUGUUUAAAUUUAGUAUCUUUGCAUUU
Messenger RNA from Saccostrea cuccullata (small rock oyster), 5347 nucleotides. RefSeq names its product protocadherin Fat 4-like. Gene Ontology annotation, cellular component: plasma membrane. Gene Ontology annotation, biological process: homophilic cell-cell adhesion. NCBI's taxonomy places the organism in Eukaryota, Metazoa, Mollusca, Bivalvia, Ostreida, Ostreidae. The record is from RefSeq and is a predicted model, not a curated record. The transcript is spliced from 21 exons. The coding region runs from base 236 to 5134 and encodes 1632 amino acids. Gene Ontology annotation, molecular function: calcium ion binding.